AUGUUUGCGUCAGUAUACUUUUUAUCCUGCCUUAUCGCGACCACCGCUGCUUUGCUUGACAAUGGGAAGUUGACCACACUAAAUGGCAUUAAUUACUACGUCGGAGGCGUUGCUGUAUCGAAGUUGUCUAUCUCGGUGACAAUAAAUUGGAAUUGGACCAAUGCAGACCUUGUUCCCCUGACUGUCAUUCGCUCGAAUGCAACAACUUUCACUUCUGAUGAUCUUGAAGAAAGUAUCGCCAAAUUUAAGACCUCAGACGAUGUAUUUGGUCCAGAUUUUCUCGAAGUUCUCUUUCUGGAAUAUGAUGGGUAUGGUCAGGGAUCAAUUGAUUCAGCAUUUCACCUGCAUUCCGAGAGUGCCCGCAGCAAGUUGACAUUUGCUUCUUCCAAAUACCACCCUCGGAAGCAUUUCAUUAAAGCCGAUCUCGUUGAGAAUCUGCCAAAUGGACCCUACUUUAUUUCCCCUAGAACCGGUUACAUUUUCAAGGCGUAUCGACUGUAUUCGGACCAUCAGUUGGCUUUCACCGAAGCAGUAAUCAGUGAUGAGAGAGGCACUUUCAUGCCCUUACCGACAGUGACAGAAGGUUCCAUGUCCAAAAGUGUUGCCGUGCCAUCCAGGCUGUACAAUACACCUACUGCUGAUAAGCCGCUAGCUGGGCUGCGAUGUGGCGUAAAAGACAUCUUCGAUUUGAAAGGUAUUAGGACUAGCGGCGGAAAUCGUGCUUUCUAUGACCUUUAUCCAGCAAAGAACACCACUGGGACUGCUGUUCAGCGUUUAAUUGAUGCAGGUGUUGUAGUUGUUGGCAAAAUGGGAACAGUUCAGUUUGCCAACGGUGACAACCCUACUGCUGACUGGGUCGAUUUUCACUGCCCUUUCAAUCCUAGGGGCGAUGGCUAUCAAGCUCCUGGGGGAUCUUCGUCGGGGCCGGGCGCUGGUAUCGCCUCGUACGACUGGCUAGACAUUGCCAUUGGAAGUGAUACUGGCGGGUCUAUGAGAAGCCCGGGUGGCAUGCAAGGCGUCUUCGCUAAUCGACCCUCGACUGGCGCAAUUGAUCUCGACAAUGUUCUCCCUCUUUGCCACGAUUUGGACACGGCUGGAGUUUUUGCACGUAAUGCUGAAAUAUGGUCUUCGACAAUACAUGCAUGGUAUCCAAACUUCACCGAUUACAAAAGAUACCCAGCGCGGAUAUACUAUCAGAACUCUUCAUUUCCCGAGAUCAAUACACUUGCUGGAGCUUUGUUAGACGGUUUCGUCCAAAAAGUAGAGAGAUUCAUUGGCACCAAGCGAGAGCACGUGGACAUCUCUCGUCAUUGGAUGAACACGCAUCCUAAAGAUACGCCCAGCAACGUGACGGAUUUACUAAACGAGACAUAUGCUAUUCUCACUUCUGUUGGGCAAUAUCGCUCGUUGACCUUGCCAUUCUAUGCAGACUAUGCCGCCAGAAAUGAAGGUCGUCGACCAUUCGUCAACCCCGGUCCUCUGAAACGUUGGCAAUGGGGUCAAGAUAAUGGAGGGGAUCAUGCUUAUAAUUUGGCACUGAAAAAUAAGACCAUUUUUAGAGAAUGGUGGGAAACUGAGGGAUAUGGGAAGGCUAACCCGAAAACUUGCUCUGAAGGCAUUUACCUUUACCCGUAUAGCAAAGGUGAAACACAAUAUCGAAACGUCUACUUUGAUGCACCUACGGCGCCACCUAUGGGGUUCAAAGACGGACGCAUAUCGAACAUGGCCGACGUCCCGGACGUUGUGGUUCCCGUCGGAGAGAUUCCCUACAACUCAACUGUUUCUCUGAAGAUAGAACAUAUGCCAGUCACCAUGAGUUUUGUCGCAGCACGUGGAUGUGAUUUAAUGCUGGCCAAUCUCAUUCUUGACUUACAAAACAAGGGAAUUCUCAAGCCAGUCAGCACAGGUCCAAAGAUGUACCCUUGA
Messenger RNA from Penicillium macrosclerotiorum, 1926 nucleotides. RefSeq lists its product as uncharacterized. The transcript is spliced from 7 exons. NCBI's taxonomy places the organism in Eukaryota, Fungi, Ascomycota, Eurotiomycetes, Eurotiales, Aspergillaceae. The record is from RefSeq and is a predicted model, not a curated record. The coding region runs from base 1 to 1926 and encodes 641 amino acids.